AUGGCGUCCCUGCUCACAGACCCGCUGUUUGAUAUCUCCGGACGGGGUCCCGCACCCAACAAGAACUUUUAUCAUUUCUCUGUCACCAAGUCAGACGUGAUCUGGAGAUGGUGGAAGAUAUCUGCCAGGACCGUGGAUCGCUACUCCAGGCCCGGGGAGCUGAGGGAGUCUCACCAGGACUUCCUGGAUGAUACUUGGCUGCAUAGUGAGGUCAGGAUGGUUUUUGGCCGUGGAGUCUUGCAGUAUGCCGAAGCUUUGUGCCAAGGACAUUGUGAUUAUCUGGAGCGCCUCCCUGAUUCCUUGCUUCUCCGGAUAAUAAAUUAUCUGGAGCUUGAGGAUGUGGGUCAGCUUGGACGAACAUCACGCAGGUUCAAGCGGCUAUGUGGGUCGGAGGAGUUUUGGGAGCAGGCUGUGCGUCGGCGCUGCUACACGGUUUCGGCUGACGCUGCAUCUCUGGCGCUAGAGGUGGGCUGGCGCAGCAUCUUCUUCACCAGCAAGCUACCUGCAGAAGUUGAUCAUCCGCAGGAGGCUGAGAACCGAGGAGCAACAGGAAGGACGUGUUUCUGA
Messenger RNA from Stegastes partitus (bicolor damselfish), 567 nucleotides. It is a transcript of the gene fbxo36b, whose product is annotated as F-box protein 36b. The record is from RefSeq and is a predicted model, not a curated record. Lineage: Eukaryota; Metazoa; Chordata; Actinopteri; Pomacentridae. Gene Ontology annotation, molecular function: protein binding.